Molecule: messenger RNA, 1141 nt
Organism: Coprinopsis cinerea okayama7#130
Lineage: Eukaryota; Fungi; Basidiomycota; Agaricomycetes; Agaricales; Psathyrellaceae
Exons: 7
Coding region: 29-1141 (370 amino acids)
Biological process (GO): intracellular monoatomic cation homeostasis
Cellular component (GO): mitochondrial inner membrane
Molecular function (GO): ribosome binding
Source: RefSeq, a predicted model, not a curated record
CUCGUCACCAAGUCCAGCCACAAAUCGAAUGCUGCGUUCAAUAUCCAAGGAUGUCCAGCUAUCCUUGUGGACACUGAACGCGCGCAACAGCCUUAGAUGCCGUCCAGCUCUCGUUUCAAGACAUUAUACGCCUUUGAACCAGAUUCCAGACUCUGAACGCUCAAAGGUCACUCCACCCCCGCUGCCAGCGUCCAGAAAACCCAAGAUUGACCUGCGUCCUGCACCCAUAAAGCCCAAGAGCAUCCCGCCAUCGUCCAAGGCACUUCCAAAUGCUCCUGUCAGAUCCAAGCCAACCCACAAAGCACCCCCAACUCCGUCUCUGAACGAAGCAAAGGUCACUGCACAGAAAGACCUCACCGACGCCCAGCGCCACGGCAUCAUCCCUCCCCCGCCCCCAGACGCAGGCUGGGCCAAGGCAACCCUUCACAAACUCAUCGAACUCCUCAAAUUCUACUACCGAGGCGUCAAACUCAUCUUCACCCGCCGCAAAGAAAUCGCAGCAAUUCGUGAACGGAUAAAGGCUGGUGGUGCCCCCUUGACAAGAGCCGAGUUCCGCUUUAUCCAAACUCAGAAGGAUGAUGUGAACAAGGUGGUACCGUUCAUCAUCAUCGCAUUGCUGCUGGAGGAAGUCAUCCCUCUUAUCGCCAUCUACGCUCCCUUCAUGCUCCCCUCCACUUGUAUCCUCCCUUCCCAGCGUGAGCGCAUCGAGGAGAAACGAGCAGAGAAAGCACUGGCCACCGUUGAGGCUUCCAAGUCCGUUUUUGAAGCUCUCAAGGAGAGAGCUUCUUCCAACCAACUUCCUCUCGUCGCUCUAAAGGAGGUUGAGGGUGCUCCAACCACCCUGUGCAGUGUCCUGGGUCUCUCAACACUAGGCAUGGACGCCUUGCGGAUACGGAGAAUAAGACAACGUCUCACCUUCAUCACCGAAGACGAUUCCCUCCUCAUGCAAGACCACGCCACCCUCUCUGAUCACGAAGUAAAGGAAGCUCUGGCCGAGCGCGGGCUCUUCCCGAGCCCCAAGUCCACCUUUGCCGAAAAACGUAACCUCCUCACUUGGUGGCUCAACGCUGUCCAGAACACCCCUUCGCAAGACGCAGUUGCAACACGUCUAUUCCUGAUCGUCUCUAGACACACCACCUAG